Molecule: messenger RNA, 228 nt
Organism: Eruca vesicaria subsp. sativa (arugula)
Lineage: Eukaryota; Viridiplantae; Streptophyta; Magnoliopsida; Brassicales; Brassicaceae
Source: the annotation of a GenBank genome assembly
AUGGAAACAGUUAAGACCACCAGGUUCAUCACCGAGGUGGCUCCUGCUAAGUUGAUAUCCGCGACGAAAGAGCCCUUCAAGAACAUGUUGACCACAAUCUUUGAGGAAGAGUUGGACUUUGAAGAAUUAGUCAGAGUCACCGCAGAGAGACCCUCUUCAUCGUGUCCAGCUCUCUCCUCCUGGUCUCUUGGUCACUACGUCAAGACCAACAGUCUCUCUGCUUCUUAG